Macroventuria anomochaeta is the source of this 562-nucleotide messenger RNA. RefSeq lists its product as uncharacterized. NCBI's taxonomy places the organism in Eukaryota, Fungi, Ascomycota, Dothideomycetes, Pleosporales, Didymellaceae. The transcript has a single exon. Bases 174 to 521 code for a protein of 115 amino acids. The record is from RefSeq and is a predicted model, not a curated record.
AUACCCUUGGGCAGCUGCUUGCGCGGCGGAGGAACGGAGAAGUCUGGUCGUGCUUCCUUGCGCACGUGCUCAACGCCAUCCACCUCUUCCACAAUAGUCUUGUCGUCCUUUGCCAUUGUCGCUGGAGCCGUCUUCACGUUGUAGGAUGACACGCUCUCGAAGAAAAGAAAGAAAUGCAACAGCGAGAUGGAGGGUUGGAAAGUCAAGUAACUUGUUCGCGCUCAAUUGUAGCUGCCUAUGUGGUAGCACCGACGUCAUUUCGCCCAAGCUCCCCUUUCCUCCGAGGUCGUUGCUGCCACCAGCCACGGCACACGCCACGGCAUGCGCCACAGACGCCACACCCUGCCAAGCAGUCAACCCUUGAGGUCCGUUCCACGCUCCGCCAUCCACACGUUCACGACCUCCAUCCAUUGCGCCCUCAUCACCCUUCGCCUAACCCCGAACUGUAUACCCCCACCGCCAAAAUGGUUGCUAUGUACACUAUCGCCGGCCGCCAGGUCGGAUCGCACGUCGUACGUUGACCCCCGAGCACCUCCGCGAAAAGUUCGAUGCAACUCCGCAG